Messenger RNA from Planococcus citri (citrus mealybug), 5122 nucleotides. RefSeq names its product facilitated trehalose transporter Tret1-like. Bases 3016 to 4380 code for a protein of 454 amino acids. Gene Ontology annotation, biological process: transmembrane transport. Gene Ontology annotation, molecular function: transmembrane transporter activity. Gene Ontology annotation, cellular component: membrane. NCBI's taxonomy places the organism in Eukaryota, Metazoa, Arthropoda, Insecta, Hemiptera, Pseudococcidae. The record is from RefSeq and is a predicted model, not a curated record. The transcript is spliced from 2 exons.
GUGAACAGCACAUCUUUGAAAUUUUUUUUGAACGAAACAUUUGAAAAACAAAUUAAAUGUGAAUUAUCACGCUAAGAAAAAUUACGAAGUGUUUCUCACAAAAAUAGGAGUUUUCUCCGUCAAUAUUUUCGACUUUAAAGUGAUAAAAAAUGAAACGAAAUAUGAAACGUUGAAAAAAAAUUUCUGCUAUAUUGGUUUAAAAAAUUGGAAAACGAAAAAACGAAUUCACCAAGAGUAAAUUGUGCUAAAAAAUACUCAACUUUUAAAAAAAUUCAACUACCUAUUUUCAAAGUCUAGUCAUUUGACGUGCCUAUCUACCCACUUGUUCCAAACUUUAUGUACAUAUUUAUCUGUAAUCAAGCAUUGAGGGUCAUAAACUUUAUACGUAAACCUUUUUUCAAUAUAAUUUAAACUUUUACUGAGCAUUUAUUUUUUGAAAACGUAGAUUCUAUUCAAGAGGACAUUGAAUUUGAAACACUCAAUAAGAUGAAGAUAUUGAUACCUUAAAACUCGAGCCUAUUCAGGGGGAAAAAAUCUAGGACCCCUGAAUGUUGUAUGUAUUUUUCCAAGCUGAAAUCAACACGUUCUGGUACCACUUAAAAAUUAAAGAGGUAUCAAUUCUUGGAUUCAAGUCGACAAAAUGCAGAAACUCGAAUCCAAUUUUUUGAAAGCUAAAUGUAGGAUUAUAAUAUCAUAUUUCUGAAGCAUUUUUCAGGCCUCCAAAGCCUACUUUUCUAUAGGAAAAAAUGAAAAAUUGAUAAAAUUGAAGCAGAAAUCUAUUACUUAGUUUAUGUUCUAUUUUUGAUCUUUCAAGCCAAUUGAUGGAAAUUUUGAGCCCUUUUGGAGCUCUCAGUGGAUUUUUAAAUUUUUCUUAGUUUUGAAAAAAAUUUUUUAGGAAAAAGAAGCAGAAAAUGAGUUUAGCAUCUUUUAGCACAGUAGGAUCAAAAAAUCUGCUAGAGGUCUAGAAAGACUCGAAAACAACAACAAUAGAUUUGAGGAGUCAAAAAUAAGGCACAAAUCAAAUUUCGGAUUUCCAUCACAAUUUUAUCAAGUUUCGAUGAUCUUCAAGAAUUGGGCCAAAUCGGAAUCUUUAAAAAUCCACUUUGACUUCAAAAAUGAAAUUCAGGAUUAUAAAUUUGGUCUGGUGGUGUGGAAAAAGAAAAUGUGAAAUUUUGUAGGUACUGGUAGUUAUUCAUAUAAUUGAAAAACUCUGACAGACGGUUUAAAGCUAAGAAGGAAGUGAGCAUGUAGAAUUGUAGAGAUGAAAAAUGAAAAUAAAGAUUGAAGAGUUUUUUUUUAAAAUUUAAUAGAGGUUAACAAAAAGUCAUGGUCAAAUGACCUCAACAAGAUAUAGGAACAAAUUUUCAAAUCAAUGUUCAAAUUCUUCAAUAAGAGCUCAAAGUUGAAAAAUUUUUCAAUUUUUUUAAAUUUCAGGGUGUCUAACAAAAUCUGAAAACUAAAAAGAAGGACUUCUGAAGGACUUUGGAAGGACCUUUUCCAAAUUAAAAAUGCACCUACUGACCCCCCUUCAUUCAUUUUUACAAAAUUGCCAAAAAAAAAUCAAAAAUUUAUAAUUUAAAAAAAAAAAAUUAAUAAUAUUCAAAAUAGACCUGAUCUUGUCUAAUGACUACCAAAUCCAAAAAACGAAAUUUCGUACUUUUUUCGUAUUUUUUUCAUGCAACAUAUUUUUAAAUUGUACUUCGUCACGCCUCACGUACCCUCGCUUACUUUUUAGACAUCAAAAUUGAGUAAAAGGGAAACUAUUUUGAUAAAAAAAUUUAAUAUCAGAGAUGGUACUUGAAUUAUUUUUCUCAAAAAAAUUACUUUAGUAGGUAACCAAAAAGUAAUCAAAAAAGUGACUAAAAAGCUUCCUCCCCUCCACACCAAGAUUUUUUCCAACCAAUUGGCCAGAUGUGGUUCGAACCAUUUUUUAAAAAGGGAAGUUGGAAACAAAAAUGUCGAAUAAAAAAUUUAUUUGAUAUUUUUUCAUUGAUUGGAUUAUGUUUUUGGAAUUUCUCGAGUUAAUUUUUCCAUUCUAGGAAAUGUUUGAAAAUUGUUGUAGUAGAAUUGCAAUCUGACCUAGCGAAGCGAGGGUGAAAACUGUGAAAAACUGAUAAUUCAAAACGUAAAACAUCAUUUUUUAUGCAAAAAGUUGAUUUUUAUAGCUUCAAAAUUUACAAAUUUUAAAAAUUUUCAGAAAAUUUCAAAUAUAUUUAUUCAUCAUAGUUAAAAACAUGAAUGAACGCCCGAGCGAAGCGAGGGCAAAAGCUUUAGAAAAUUCACAACUCCUGAGUAAUAAAACAGCAUUAUUUUUGAUUUGAGGAGUCAUAUUUUUCUACCCUUUAAUUUCGGACAGAGAAAAGAAAAGAAAAUUGAUCUAGCCCGAGCGAAGCGAGGGUGAAAGCUGUGGAAAAUUGAUACAAUAUGAGACGUAAAAGAACACCAUUCCUAAUUUUUAUUAAAUUUUCAUUUGGAGUUCUUAAAAUGAUUGUUCUCUCCUUCAAAAUAAUUAUGAUAAUUUUACAAUUACUUCCAUGAGAUGGUAUAAUUAUAGUUGAAAUCUAAUUUUAUAAUUUACAUUUAAACAUGAUGAACAGAUGGUGAGAAAAAAAAUAAAAUGUUGAACUCUCACAGAAGGGUUGGGCAUUGACAUAUAAAUUUAAAAAUUUUGUACAUCGAAGAAAAAAAGAUGAACCAUUUUAAUGAAAUGCUGAAGAUUUAUCCGCAAAAAAAUUAGCCCAUACCGAAAAAUGAAAUAAAAUAACACCAUUUCUCUACAAUAUUGAAACAAAAAAAAAAAAAAAAAAUUCUCCAAUUAUUACACGUUGUUGGCAAUUCGGAACACGGGUGAUACACAUAUCUCAAGAUAAGCAUACCAGACUUCAUUCAAGUGUCUAAAAAUGAUACGAUACGUACAAUAAAAUUGAUUCAGUCGUGAUCGUUACAUGUACAAGUUUAACCUUACUAAUCAAUUUGCAACAAGUAAUUAUUUUAAUUUUUUACCAACCAGAAAAAAUGAUGGCAAAAUCGAGGGAAAUGAACCAAUUCUUAUCACUUAUGACAGUGGCUUUUAACGAACUUUCGCUAGGUAUGGCGAUUGGUUGGCUAGCUCCAACUUUGAUCAAACUGAAAGACCCAAACGGUACUUUUAAAGCAACGUUGGAUGAAAGUUCAUGGUUAGCAUGCUUAGAAUACGUAGGCGCAAUACCUGGAGCAAUUUUCACCGCAUUUGCACUCGAUAUCGUCGGUAGAAAGAUUUUACUGAGUUCAGCGGCGUUUGCAUUUUUCUUAAUGUGGGUGAUCAAUGCCUUCACCACUUCUAUGCGAGUUCUUUGCGUGACUCGAUUCAUUUUCGGAGUCUUUGCUGGUCUAAAUGAUGGCACAAAUUCAACCUACUUGGCUGAGAACAGUUCGCCCAAGAUUCGUGGUACAUUUGCGACCGUAUGUUUAACACUUUAUUACAUAGGUUUAUUACUCGAGUACGCGAUAGCUUCGUAUUUUUCGUACACUACUACCGCAAUUGUAAACGCAGUCAUUACGUUUAUGACAUUCUUGUCGGUGAUAUGGAUCAAGGAGCCGGUACAAUAUUUGCUUAUGAAAGGAAAACUCGAACAGGCGAAGAAAAAUUUCGCCUGGUUGCAAGGUGCUAACGUCAACAACGAUGAAAUCGAUUUCGAAUUCGAACGAAUUAAACAAAACGUGCAAUCGGAAAAUUUGAAGAAAUCAUCGUUCAAGAAAACCAUCACAGCUCGAGCCAAUUACCGUAGUCUGUUCAUCGUUAUAACUCUUCAUGCACUGAGCGGAUGUACCGGAUAUUUUCCAAUAAUGUCUUACGCUUCGAUGGCAUUCUCAGCAUCGGAUAUCCUGACACCUGACCAGUUCACCAUAUUGUUCGGUGUGGCUCAGUUCAUCGUCGUCGUAUCAGCUUCUUUCUUCGUCGAACGUUUCAAUCGUCGAAGAAUAAUUUUAUUCUCGUUUUCAUUAACCGCCUUAUGUCAUGCAACAACCUCUGUCUUGUACUACUUCAACUCCAAUGUCCAUCAGAUUCCGUAUUUUCCAUGGUUGAUUUUUGCUUCGAUUACGCUAUUCGCGGGUGUAGACGCCGCUUUGUAUCCGGUUAUUUUCAUUAUAAGGGGUGAAUUAUUCCCAUUGAGUGUCAGAGCUAGUGGAGGUUGCCUUUCGGUAGUUACUUGGUCGGCUACUACUUUCGUAACGACUAAAAUUUUCCUUCAUCUGAGCGAAAGUUUUGGUAUAGAAGCUAACUUUAUUUUAUUUUUAAUCUUCACUUCGAUGACGAUGGUAUUUGUGUACUUAUUUUUACCCGAAACCAAAAACAAAACCUUGAUUCAAAUUCAAGAAAUGCUUGAGAAGACUGAAUGAGCUUUUUGAUAAAGUCUGAAAAGUUGAAUGUCUUAUUUUCUCAAUUGUUUUGUUUUCUUGUACGUGAAUUUAAAAUUUUUUCGAUCUUUUCGUAAUUCAUCCUGAGUCCUGUUUUUUUACUCAGAAUGAAGGUAUCCACUUAAUUUGAUCAAAAUCUUCCAACAUUUUUUUUCACGACCCUUCCAGCUACUAGAUUGCUUUCAAUAGUGCAAAACCAAUUUUUAAAAAAUUCCCAGUUUAUAAUUCAGCAUUCCAGAUGCAAAAUAUCUCAACUGCUCAAUGUUAAAAUUAUACAUUUAAACAUUCAUAAUACGUUGUAGGGAAUACCACCAGUACCUACUCCUAUACUUUGAGAUAAGCGUACCUACCUUCCAAAAAAGUACCCAUAAGUAAGUGAUAAAUGAUGCAAUAAAAUUCAUUCAGUUGUAAUCGUUAUAAGUGCAAGUUCACAUUGCGGUAAUUAUUUCAACAAAAUAAUGGUAAAAUCGAGGAAAACAUUCAACCAAGUUUUAUCACUUAUGACGGGUAAGCUUUCAUGAUUCCGUAAGUUUCUGAAAUUAUUUUUUUCAUUUUUUGAACUCAUUGAACAUUGAUUCGACUUAAAUUUCAGUGCUUUUCAACGAAUUAUCGUCAGGCAUCGCCAUUGGUUGGUUGGCUCCCACUUUGAUCGUAUUAAACAACCCAAAUGGUGUAUUUAGAGCAACCUUAGAUGAACGUUCGUGGUUAGCUUGCUUAGAGUACG